AUGACAUCGGCAAUUAGAACUAGAGGUUUCUCUGAAGAUUUAUGGGAUAAAUUUGAAGGAGUAGUAAAAAAAGUAGAAAAUGGUAAAGUAUUUACCAAUACGAUGAGUAAAUUCCUAUCAAAACAACAACAAAUCGAAUCGGCCUAUGCCAAGAGCAUGAUCAAAUUAUGUAAAGAUAAAUCAUUGGCACCAGACAUGGAGAUUGGAACACUAAGAGAUUCAUGGCAAGUCUAUAGAGAUCAAUUGGAAGCAAUCUCUAAUCUACAUGAUGAAUUUUCUCAAAAAUUGGAAAAGCUUAUAGCUAGCAACGUUGAAUUUUAUUUAGAAGAAUCAAGAAAACAAAGGAAGGCUUUGGUAGCAUCAGGAGAAAAAUUAACAAAAGAUUUAAAGACUGCAGAAGCAAAUGAAUCAAAAGCAAAACAAAAUUAUGAAAAGUUGAAAAAGAAACAAGAAGAGGCACAUGAAGAUUUAAGCAAACAACCUCCAGGUGCCAAAGAACAAAAGGCAAGAAAGAAUGUUGAAACUGCUACAAAGGCUGCUGAUCGUGCAGACAAUGAAUACAAAGAUUCGGUCAAACAAUUACAACUCAAUCAAACAAAAUUCUAUCACGAAGAAAUGCCUAAAAUUCUAGAUGACCUACAACGUUUUGAAGUUGAAAGAUUGGAUAAAACAAAAGAUUGGAUGUUGGAUAUUAUUAAAUUUACUGAAACUAUUCCUCCUUUGGUUUCAAUUUCAAAUGAAAAUAUUCGAAAAGGAUUUGAAAAUAUAGAUAGAGAUAAAGAUAUACAAUCAUUUAUAAUGGAGAAAAUGAGUGGAGCACAAAAACCAGCAGAAUCACAAUAUGAACCAUAUCAAUCAUCAUCUCAUUUAUCAUUCUCUGCUCUUUCUACAUCACAAGCCAACAGUCCAUUACAAAAUGGAGAAAAUAGUAAAUCAAGACAUAGUUUGGGUAGUUCAAUUAGUAGUAGUAGUGGUGGCGGAGGUAGGGAUAGUGUCACAUCAUCACCUAUAAAUGGAGCCAAUGUAACCAAUUCAAGAUCAGUAGAGGAUAUGGUGAUUACAGAUACAGUACGAGCACUCUAUGAUUAUUCAGAGACUGAAGAAAAUGAAAUAUCAUUCAAAUCAAACAACAUUAUCAAAGUUAUCAUGAAGGAUGAAUCUGGAUGGUGGAGAGGUACAGUAGUUGGAGGCGAUGGCAAAAUUGGCAUGUUCCCAAGCAACUUUGUACUCUCUACAGACUCUACCCAAACGAAAAAGGUCGAUGUGGCCGGUAGUAAAUGUAAAGUGCUCUAUGACUAUCACAGCGAUUGCGAAGGUGAAUUGGGUAUCAAAGAAGGUGAACUCCUAACUAUAGAAUAUGAAGAUGAAGGUUGGUUCUUUGGUUCAAAUGAGAAAAAUGAGUCAGGGCGGUUCCCAAAGAGCAAUAUCGAUGGUGAUACCACGUUCACUUUCAGCCUUGAGAUUGUCCAUGACCCAAGCGUACUUAAGGAUUGCUUACCCAUUUCAGCAGCUUCCCUCGAAACCACUCUCGUCUAUGUUCACUAA
Messenger RNA from Cavenderia fasciculata, 1545 nucleotides. Its product is annotated as SH3 domain-containing protein. Lineage: Eukaryota; Evosea; Eumycetozoa; Acytosteliales; Cavenderiaceae. Gene Ontology annotation, molecular function: microtubule binding; phosphatidylinositol binding. The record is from RefSeq and is a predicted model, not a curated record. Gene Ontology annotation, biological process: vesicle organization; actin filament polymerization; clathrin-dependent endocytosis. Gene Ontology annotation, cellular component: vesicle; cytoplasm; plasma membrane. The coding region runs from base 1 to 1545 and encodes 514 amino acids. The transcript is spliced from 5 exons.